AACUUCCAGUAUCGCUCCAACCCCAACACUGCGAGUUAGAUCUAGCAGCAGCAUUAAUAGUCGCUUUUAUGCCGUUAUUUCUAAAGUACAUGUAUUAUUGUAGCGGUCCGUCACAGCUUAUUGGAUGCUAGCAAUGUCCUGUAGAUUUUGGCUUCAUCCGCCAUUUGAUCUGUGGUUCGAUCCUUUCGAUCAGCAUCGUCUGGCACAUCGAGUUUGGGUUUUUCCUUUGCUUGCAAGUCAUCCCGUGGCGCCCAGUUUUGAAUGUCGUCAUAGAUAUCAUCGUUCCUUUCAUAGUCUCCUGGUUUUCGAGGCAGAAUAUGGACAUGAACAUGAGGCACGGAUUGUCCAGCAUCGCGGCCGUCUUGCACGGCCACAUUGAAGGCUUGACAGGAUGUAUAAUGCUGUUUCAAGAUGUCCUGAACCACUCGCACCGUGAGCCAGAGAUCCGUGUAUUCUUCUUGAGAUAAAUCAGCCAGAAGGGGCACCACGCGAAGAGACAUAACCAGGACAUGGCCUGGAACAAGAGGCCUUAGAUUGACAAACGCAGCCGAUAAGGACGAAGUGUGAAAGACGUGUUCUUUGGAGAUGAGCCAGGGUCCAAAGUUAAGCUUUUUGUCGGAGGAUUCAUUGGAUGAGGAGGCCAUGGUUCGGACCAACAAGCAGGGGUAUCCUUUCUUUCGAGAUGAUGAUCUAGCGACGGAAGGAGGAAAUCUAUUUUGUAAGAGUAGAGCAGUGCAAGCUUUUGGAAGUCUUCCUAUUAGCGUUGCUGCCAUCAAGACCGACAAAGGGAGCGAUAGCAGUAAAGGCAGUCCACUACAACGGCGAGUAAUAUGUUCAGCUGUCAUGGUCGGAUGGUACAGUCGUAGCGAGAAGUGGAAGGCAGAAGUGACGGGAAAGAAUCUUCAUCAGGGAUAGGGAUGUUCUUUGUCCUUCGUCGUUAAGCCUUGCUUGGGGUCGCAUGCACCGACCGCGCGAGAAGUCAUCCACACUGGCAAGAUCCUUUGGGUGGUGCUUUUCAAGAGGGAGCAUUGUUGCUCUUCAUGGUCGAAGCCAAUAGAGACCGUCGCUAUCGUAUCUAACACGAAAGCAACAACAACAACAACAAAUACUACUACUACUACUAGCAUUAACUAACCAACCAACCGUCAAGAUGGGUGAUCAGCAAGAAGAGAACAUGGGCAUGUCGUCCGUCCUCAAGGAGGUUCAGGAGCUCGCCGAGAAGUUUAAAGUGGAGGAAGACGAGCAGUACAUUUCUCCCUAUGCCCAUUUGGAGAAGGCCACUGUCCUGCAGGAAGCCCGCAUCUUUCACGACCCCGUCGCUGUGCGUGAAAAUCCUCGCAAAUGCUGCACCGUCAUUGCCCAGCUGUUGCAUCUUCAAAACACUGGACAGUUCCUUUCGGGCACAGAGGCCACCGAAGUCUUUUUUGGUGUGACAAAGCUCUUCAUGUCCGAUGAUGCCUCUUUGCGCCGUAUGGUCUACCUCUUCAUCAAGGAUGUAGCGGAAACGUGCAACCCCGACGAUGUCAUCAUUGUCACUUCUUGUCUUACCAAAGACAUGACGUGUGAUGUCGAUCUCUACCGUGCCAAUGCCUUGCGUGUGCUCGUUCGCAUUGUCGAUGCGGCCAUGUUGGGAGCCAUUGAACGUUAUGUCAAACAGGCCGUGGUCGAUUCCUCUGGACAAGUCUCAAGUUCGGCAUUGGUCUCGGCUUCCCAUCUUUUUGUAUCGUCACCCGAGUGUGCCGCCGUUGUCAGGAGGUGGAUCAGUGAAACCCAGGAAGCCACUUCCAGUCCAAACGAAAUGGUCCAAUUCCAUGCCAUGCAAUUGCUAUACCAAAUCAAAUCCCAUGAUCGUCUCGGUGUGUCCAAGCUGGUUUCACAAUUCAGUCAGCGCAACAGUCUCCGCUCGCCUUUGGCAUUGGUACUCUUGGUUCGUUACACUGCCAAAUUGCUUCAUGAUGAACACUCGGAGGGCCGAAACACUGGAUCUUCCAUUUCGGAAGGGUCACCCGUCACCAAGGCUGGAUACCACUUUUUGGAAUCCAGUUUGAGGCACAAAUCGGAACUCGUCGUUUACGAAGCAGCCAGGGCGAUUUGUAACUUACCCGCUACCGAGCCCCAAGAUUUGAGUCCUGCCAUUUCCGUCUUGCAGCUAUUCCUCUCCUCGCCCAAGCCUGCGGUACGCUUUGCAUCGAUUCGCACCCUCGCCAUGGUGGCCAACAGUCAUCCUCGCAUUGUGUCCAAAUGCAAUGAAGAUCUUGAAGCUCUCAUUGGAGAUACCAACCGCUCCAUUGCUACUCUCGCCAUCACUACUCUACUCAAGACGGGAAGCGAGAACUCCAUCGAUCGCUUGCUCAAGCAAAUCUCGUCCUUCUUGACCGAUAUUGCCGACGAGUACAAGAUCACCAUUGUUCGCAGUCUCCAAAAAUUAUGCUUGACGUAUCCGGCCAAACAUCGCGUGUUGGUCGGGUUCCUUUCCAACUUUUUGCGCGAAGAGGGAGGAUUCGACUUUAAGAGAUCCAUUGUCUCGAGUAUUGUGGCCCUUAUCCGAACUGUGCCCGAAACGACCGAGAGCUCUCUCUUGCACCUUUGCGAAUUCAUUGAGGAUUGUGAAUUCACCAUGUUGUCCACGCAGAUUCUACACUUGUUGGGAGAAUUGGGACCCCAGACGACGGCACCCGCACGAUACAUUCGGUUCAUCUACAACCGUGUCAUUCUGGAAAACUCGGCUGUCCGUGCUGCUGCUGUUUCCGCGCUGGCCAAGUUUGCUGCGAGCUGCCCUUCCCUGAGGACAUCCAUUAUGACCUUGAUGAAGCGUAGUUUGGUCGACGAGGAUGAUGAGACGAGAGAUCGUACAUCCAUUGCCGUGUCUGUCUUGGAGGAGGCCAUGGCCAAGUACCCGUACGUCGCACCUCCCGAGGAUGCCGCUGCCGAGGAUAUUCCUGCCGAUAAACCAGUGGAUGGCGAUACCGCCGCCUAUCUUUUGCUGGAGCCAUUGCCCAUGUCGUUCGACAAGUUGGAGCGCAGCCUCAAGGCGUACAUGGCGGCUCCAAUGGCCAUGCAGAACCCGGAACCAGUGACUUUGGCUACCUUGCCGGUGGUCGAAGAUACUCCUGCCGAAAUUAUGAAGGCGCAAUCCAUGGACGCUGCCGACGCAGAGAUUUCGGGUCUGGGUGAUUUGAAUGGGUUGGAAGACAAAAAGAAGGAAAUCGUCGAUCCCGCGGCUGCAGUGUACGCCAUUCCCGAGUUGGCGGCACUGGGCAGAGCUUUCCGAUCUUCCACACCUGUCCAACUCACCGAAAGCGAAACGGAAUACGUCGUUACAUGUAUCAAACACAUCUUUGAGAAUCACGUGGUGCUCCAGUUCACCGUUCAGAACACGAUCGACGAGCAACGACUUGACAAUGUUACGGUCCUGGUGGAUGACAGUGGCACGGAUGUCUUUACAGCUUCAGGCGAGAUUGCUGCUACCGGCAUUCGCUGUGGAGAUACGAAACACUGCUUCACCAUUUUGGAACGGAACACUGAAGCGGCACUGACGUCUAGUCACUUCACGUGUGAGUUGCGCUUUACUGUUGUCCAGAUUGAUCCUGUGUCUGGCGAGGAAGAGGGUGAUUCGUUUGAGGAGGAGUAUCCUCUUGAGGAUCUGGAAGUGGCAACGUCUGAUUUCAUGGCAAAGGUGUCAGUUCCUGACUUUCGAAAAGCAUGGGAAGCUGUGGGUAAUGCAAAUGAAGUCAUGGAGAAAUUUGCAUUGCAGUUCAAGAAGAUGGAGGACGCUGUGAGCGCUGUCAUUGAUUUCUUGGGAAUGCAAGCAUGCGACGGUACUGCGGCUCUCAAACCCAACGCCGGCAACAAGCCCCACAUGCUGCACAUGAGUGGCGUCUUUAUGGGAAAUCAACAAGUGUUGUCCCGGGCACAGAUUGCAAUGCAGGGCGACAAUGGCAGUGGGGUCGUACUCAAGAUAGCAGUCAGGAGUGACGAUCCCAACAUCUCUCGGAUGGUGGCAGAUUGUAUCCACUAAACUUACCGCACGAAGCAAAGCGCAAAUACAAACAAUGCAAUACAUACGCUCGGUAAACUGGUUUAACCUUUUAGUUAUCAAAAAAAGACUUGGAUUCUUAUUAUUUUAC
Molecule: messenger RNA, 4127 nt
Organism: Seminavis robusta
Lineage: Eukaryota; Bacillariophyta; Bacillariophyceae; Naviculales; Naviculaceae
Source: the annotation of a GenBank genome assembly